GUCUUGCUUGGCAAGCUAACCAGACCUUUCCCUCAAUGCUCAACACCACAUUUACAAUCAGAUAUAGCUAGCUGACGUUACAUGUGAUUCUGUAAUUUCAAACUAUCUUAGCUAUGUUGAUGGUUUGCUAAUCAAGUGUAUAUUUAGGGCACAUUUGGAAUACAAUGCCAUCUUCGAUGGAAGGAUCUUCUAGAGAAGGUGACCUGUUUACUGUGAAACAUGAGCUGAAAAAUGCCAACCUGACCGGCCACAUAGAGAGGGUGGGCAUCGAGAACUUUGAGCUGCUAAAGGUGCUGGGAACUGGAGCCUAUGGCAAGGUGUUCCUGGUGCGCAAAGUGAGCGGUCACAAUGCAGGGCAACUAUACGCCAUGAAGGUGUUGAAGAAGGCCACAAUAAUACAGAAGGCCAAGACAGCAGAGCACACACGCACAGAGAGACAGGUUCUGGAACACAUCAGGCAGUCACCGUUCCUCGUUACCCUCCACUACGCCUUCCAGACGGACACCAAGCUGCACCUCAUUCUAGAUUAUGUGAACGGUGGGGAGCUCUUCACACACCUGGUGCAGAGGGUUCGGUUCAAGGAGCAGGAGGUAGCUUUGUACAGUGGAGAGAUGGUGCUGGCACUGGAGCACCUACACCAGCUGGGGAUAGUCUACAGAGACCUGAAGCUGGAGAACAUCCUCAUGGACUCCAGCGGGCACAUAGUGCUCACAGACUUUGGCCUGAGCAAAGAGUUUGAUGAGUUGGAGAGGGCUUACUCUGUCUGUGGCACCAUUGAGUACAUGGCCCCAGAGAUCGCAGCGGGAGGAGAGGCUGGACAUGACAUGGCAGUAGACUGGUGGAGCCUUGGGGUAUUGAUGUAUGAACUUAUGACAGGCGGAUCACCAUUCACCGUCGAUGGAGACGACAACUCUCACACAGAUAUUGCCAAGAGGAUCUCAAAGAAGGACCCUCCGUUCCCCAAAGACAUGGGCCCUCUGGCCAAAGACCUCAUCCAGGGCCUCCUCAUCAAAGACCCAAAGAAGAGACUGGGCUCUGGGCCUGACGGAGCAGAAAACGUUAAGAAACAUCCAUUCUACCAGAAGAUUAACUGGGAGGACUUAGCAGCUAAGAGGGUGCCCGCCCCGUUCAAGCCGGUGAUCAGGGAUGAGCUAGAUGUCAGCAACUUUGCGGAGGAGUUCACUGAAAUGGACCCCACCUACUCCCCUGCAGCUCUGCCUCAGAACUGUGACCGCAUCUUUCAGGGCUACUCGUUCAUGGCCACCUCUCGCUUCACAUUUCUGCUUCAUGUAAUACCCCCUCUCUCUGUCUCUCUGUCCUGGUUACAGGGCUACUCGUUCAUGGCCCCCUCCAUCCUGUUCAAGUGGAACGCUGUAAUGGACGACACACUACAGCUGUGUGGAGGAUCAGGGUCACAGAGGCCGGGGUCUGCUGCUGUGGCCCGCAGUGCCAUGAUGAAGGACUCUCCGUUCUAUAUGAACUAUGAGAUGAACCUGAAGGACAAUGCUCUGGGCGAGGGCAGCUUCUCCAUCUGUAGGCAGUGCACCCACAAGAAGACUGGCCAGAAGUACGCUGUGAAAAUCGUCAGCAAGAGGAUGGAGGCCCAGACACAGAAAGAGAUUGCAGCUCUGAAGCUCUGCGACGGCCACCCCAACAUCGUCAAGACUCACGAGAUUUACCAUGAUCAGCUGCAUACGUACCUGGUGUUGGAGCUGCUGCGUGGUGGAGAGCUGCUGGAGAGGAUACGGAGGAAGCAGCACUUCAGUGAGACUGAGGCCAGCCGCAUCAUGAGGAGACUGGUGUCAGCCGUCAGCCACAUGCACGAUGUAGGAGUGGUGCACAGGGACCUCAAGCCAGAGAACUUGCUGUUCACAGAUGAGAGUGAGAACUCUGAGAUAAAGAUCAUAGACUUUGGCUUCGCCCGGCUGAAGCCCCCAGACAACCAGCUGCUGAAGACGCCGUGUUUCACCCUGGCCUACGCCGCGCCGGAGAUCCUCAAAUACGACGGCUACGACGAGUCAUGUGACCUCUGGAGCCUGGGCGUCAUCCUGUACACCAUGCUGUCGGGUCAGGUGCCAUUCCAGUGUCAGGGGAAGAGUUUGACCCACACCAGCGCCGACGAGAUCAUGAGGAAGAUUAAACAGGGAGACUUCUCCUUCGAGGGCGAGGCCUGGAGGAGUGUCUCGCAGCAGGCCAAGGACCUUAUACAAGAGCUGCUGACAGUGGACCCUGACAAGCGGAUAAAGAUGUGUGGUCUGAGGUACAACGCCUGGCUCCAAGACGACAGCCAGCUCUCCUCCAACCCCCUGAUGACACCAGACAUCCUGGGCUCCUCCACCACCGUGUCCGUACACACCUACGUCAAGGCUACCUUCAACGCGUUCAACAAGUGUAAGCGGGAGGGUUUCCGUCUGCAGACGGUGGACAAGGCCCCGCUGGCCAAGAGGAGGAAGAUGAAGAAGACCAGCACCAGCACAGAGACCAGGAGCAGCUCCGGUGAGAGCACCCACUCCUCUUCCUCCUCCUCCCAGUCCCACCAGGACACCCACUCCUCUUCCUCCUCCUCCCAGACCCACCAGGACACCCACUCCUCUUCCUCCUCCUCCCAGACCCACCAGGACACCCACUCCUCUUCCUCCUCCUCCCAGACCCACCCGGACACCCACUCCUCUUCCUCCCAGACCCACCAGGUGAAGACGGGUGGAGACCCCAACCCUCCACCCCAGCCCUCCAACACCACCCCUGUCACGACACCCCUCGCCCUGGGCUCAGACGGCGACCCUGCCCCGGAACGCCCGCGCCCUCCAGCCUUCCACUUCUCACAAUGAGAGACAGGCGGUGUAUUAAAAGGAGAUCAGCCUGAGCACGGCUGAUUCGCUAAUCUUAAUUUGUAGGUCAGUCUUUCUGUGCGGUCACAUGCGGUCGAUCUCAAAACACGCACUGAGCGAGCAAGGGGAAAGAAGGCAGGGAGAAGGCCUGCGCCGUCAGAAAGAUGGCUGGACAGACGGCAGGGAGAACCCUCUAUUGUUCUCUCCCUCUCUUGCUCUCCUUCCAUGGCAGCUCGCAGUAUAUCAGUCACACGCAUGGACAGCAAGCGCACGCACGCCUCAAACUGAGCAUGCAGUGGGAGCAGGAACCACCUCUCGGUCAUUGCUAGCAGUAGACACACGCCAAAUGAUAAGGGCUGCUCUAUGGAUUCAGGGCUAGACAGCGGCGAGAACCCUCUACAACCACAACUCUGUUUCAGUCAUGUAUUUUUGUUUGUUUGUUCGUUUGUCAGGUUUAGUAGAUUGUCGUCCUGGUUGUGUUUCUUGGUCUCUUUUUAUACUGGCAUGUUGCCAAAAAUGGACCGCUAAGCCACAAGUACUGCAGCUUCUCACAUUGGGGUGAACCUCUAGUUUUUAAAGCGCAGCACAUAUAUUUUGCAGGAUUUUAUGUAUGACAAUAAUGCAGACCGAAAUUCUUUCUUCUUUUUGUGUUAACUUAUUAAUGGUUCACAGAUGUUUAUGAUAGAUGGAAAAGCUCAGACCACCAACCUGAGAUCUAGAACCCCCCUGAGAUCUAGACCCAGUGUCACGCAGGUUGAUGUUAUGUUUCAGGUCUAUUCAGUGUUUUGUUGUGGACGACAAAUAGUAGGGUAGGAUCCUCAUAUACAUCAACUUGUCUUGAAGGUGGCAGGGGAGUUACAAGUACUGUGCCAAAAACCUCUACCUUUUCUACAUUAGAUGCUGUCUCCUGCCCUUGUGUCUGUCUGUGUGUGUGUGUCUGUCUGUCUCUAAAGUUUUAGAACACCUACUCAUUCAAGUGUUUUUCUUUUGACAAAACAUUGUAGAAUAAUAGUGAAGACAUCAAAACUAUGAAAUAACACACAUGGAAUCAUGUAGUAACCAAAAACGUGUUCCAAAAAUCAAAAUAGAUUUUAUAUUGGAGAUUCAGCCACCCUUUGCCUUUGACAGCUUUGCACACUUGGCAUUCUCUCAACCAGCUUCAUGAGGUAGUCACCUGGAAUGCAUUUCAAUUAACAGGUGUGCCUUAAAAGUUAAUUUGUGGAAUUUAUUUCCUUAAUGAGCCAAUCAGUUGUGUUGUGACAAGGUAGGGGUGGUAUACAGAAGAGAGCCCUGUUUAGUAAAAUACCAAGUCCAUAUUAUGGCAAAAACCGCUCAAAUAAGCAAAUCGAAAUGACAGUAACUGACCUUCAUGUCUUAAAUUAACAAUCUGGAAAAUUUCAAGAACUUGAAAGUUUCUUAACUGCAAUCGCAGAAACCAUUAUAGCGCUAUGAUGAAACUGGCUCUCAUGAGGACAGGAAUGGAGGACCACCACAGGAAUGGAAGACCUAGAGUUACCUCUGCUGCAGAGGAUAAGUUCAUUACAGUUACCAGCCUCAGAAAUUGCAGCCCAAAUAAAUUCUUCAGAGUUCAAGUAACGGACGCAUCUCAACAUCAACUGUUCAGAGGAGACUGCGUGAAUCAGGCCUUCAUGGUUGAAUUGCUGCAAAGAAACCACUACUAAAGGACACCAGUAAUAAUCUGUCCUUUUCCAUGAGUCCAAAUUAGAGAUUUUUGGUUCCAACCGCUGUGUCUUGGUGAGACGCAGAAUAGGUGAACGGAUGAUCUCUGCAUGUGUAUUUCCCACUGUGAAGCAUGGAGGAGGUGGUGUGGGGGUGCUUUGCUGGUGACACUGUCUGAUUUUGUUUUGAAUUCAAGGCACACUGAAACAGCAUUGCUACCACAGCAUUCUGUAGCGAUACGCCGUCACAUCUGUUUUGCGCUUAGUGGGACUAUUAUUUGUGUUUCAACAGGGCAAUGACCCCACACACCUCCAGGUUGUGUAAGGGCUAUUUGACCAAAAAGGAGAGUGAUUGAGUGUUGUAUUAGAUGACCUGGCCUCCACAAUCACCCGACCUCAACCAAAUUGAGAUGGUUUGGGAUGAGUCGGACCGCAGAGUGAAGGAAAAGCAGCCAACAAGUGCUCAGCAUAUUUAUUUAUUUUAAUUUGACCUUUAUUUAACUAGGCAAGUCAGUAAUAUAAAAUAACAAAUUCUUAUUUUCAAUGACAACCCACUGUUCCUAGGCUAACUGCCUGUUCAGGGGCAGAAUGACAGAUUUGUACCUUGUCAGCUCGGGGAUAUGAACUUGCAACCUUUCAGUUACUAGUCCAACGCUCUAACCACUAACCCUGCCUAUAUGUGGGAACUUCUUCAAGACUGUUGGAAAAGCAUUCCAGGUGAAGCUGGUUGAGAGAAUGCCAGGACUGUGCAAAGGGUGGCUAUUUUGAAGAAUCUCAAAUAUAUUAUGAUUUAAGAUUUUUUGGGGGGGGUUACAAUAUGAUUUCAUAUGUGUUAUUUCAUAGUUUUAAUGUCUUUGCUAUUAAUCUUCAAAAUAGAAAAUAGUAAAAAUAAAGAAGAACCCUUGAAUGAGUAGGUGUAUCCAAUAUUGACUGGUACUGUGUCUGGCUCUGCUUCAGACUACUACAAAACAGUUCACUGGUUGCUAUUUUUGUAGAAACAUAAAUGAAUCUCCUUUCAUCGUGUCUUUCUCUGUAUUCUAGUGUUGCAGGACUGAGAUAAUGGUUGGUUGGCGUUCUUGGGACACGCACUGUGGUUUGAACUCUUGUGAUGCACAUCUUGACAUGUUGCUUUGCGAAGAGCGCCUCGACUUGGCUUUCUUUAUCUACUAGAGUAUUUAGAAACGGCAUUCUGUGGAAACACACUUUUAGGUAGCGACCUGUUAAGAUCUGCAUGCGAUGUUUCCUUUCUAUGCAAGUACUCACAUGUUUCCCCAUUCGGAUCAUAUUGGUGAGGAUCCUUCAUGUCUGAAUAUCUGUAUGACACUGUCUGACUGUCGGAGGCGAGAACUUGUUUAUUUCUAGACAACGGGGCACAGGGACUUGUCAGCUUGCUUUUCGGGUUGAGGGCUUCAUUUGAACUCAGUUCAUGCUGAAACCAUAAAUAUAUUAUUGCUCUCCCCAUUUCUUGCAGUCCACUCCAAAAAAGGUCUGAACCUAUAGCUUGAUAUGUCAACAGGGAACACUGUUUACACACACACACACACACACACACACAUGCACUUCUCAGUUUCAUGGACUAAAAGGCUGAACCCUAGAAGCUAAAUAGUACAAAGCUCUUCUCUUCUCCUGACUUCAUUCUGCAUGAGUUCCCUCCCUCCUUCUUUUCUGCCCCAUUAAACCUAAAGAAGUUGUUUGAGUCUAUUAAUAGACUAGAGAGCACAACCCACAGAAGAGAGGAAGCAGGGGAUGGGAGGACCGGAAGAGAGGGUGGGGG
Messenger RNA from Oncorhynchus nerka (sockeye salmon), 6281 nucleotides. It is a transcript of the gene rps6ka5, whose product is annotated as ribosomal protein S6 kinase, polypeptide 5. Lineage: Eukaryota; Metazoa; Chordata; Actinopteri; Salmoniformes; Salmonidae. The record is from RefSeq and is a predicted model, not a curated record. Gene Ontology annotation, molecular function: protein serine/threonine kinase activity; ATP binding; magnesium ion binding. Bases 165 to 2828 code for a protein of 887 amino acids. The transcript is spliced from 17 exons. Gene Ontology annotation, biological process: peptidyl-serine phosphorylation; intracellular signal transduction; regulation of DNA-templated transcription.